ACCAUAAAACUUUGAACAAAAUGAAGACAAAUCUUUUGCUCUUUCUCUUCUUCUCACUUGUCUUAUCAUUUUCCUCAGCCGAGCAAUGUGGUCGUCAAGCCGGAGGGGCACUCUGCCCCAACGGUCUAUGCUGCAGUGAGUUCGGAUGGUGCGGUGACACUGAGCCCUACUGUAAGCAGCCUGGCUGCCAAAGCCAGUGCACUCCCGGUGGUACUCCUGGACCCACCGGCGAUCUUUCGGGCAUCAUUUCAAGUUCUCAGUUCGAUGAUAUGCUUAAGCAUAGGAAUGAUGCUGCUUGUCCUGCUAGAGGUUUCUACACUUACAACGCCUUUAUCACCGCUGCAAAGUCCUUCCCCGGUUUUGGCACCACCGGAGACACCGCCACCAGGAAAAAGGAGGUCGCCGCCUUCUUCGGCCAGACUUCCCAUGAAACCACAGGUGGGUGGGCUACAGCUCCAGACGGACCGUUUUCAUGGGGCUACUGUUUCAAGCAAGAACAGAAUCCUGGUUCAGACUACUGUGAACCAAGCGCCACGUGGCCAUGCGCAUCUGGCAAACGCUACUAUGGAAGAGGACCGAUGCAGCUGUCGUGGAACUACAAUUACGGUCUAUGCGGUAGAGCUAUAGGAGUUGACUUACUCAACAACCCUGACCUCGUGGCCAACGACGCAGUGAUCGCUUUCAAAGCCGCGAUUUGGUUCUGGAUGACUGCUCAGCCUCCCAAACCGUCGUGCCACGCGGUGAUAGCCGGCCAAUGGCAGCCGUCAGACGCCGACCGUGCCGCCGGGAGAUUACCCGGUUACGGAGUGAUUACGAACAUCAUUAACGGUGGAUUGGAAUGUGGACGUGGCCAAGACGGGAGAGUGGCGGAUCGUAUAGGGUUUUAUCAGAGGUAUUGUAACAUAUUUGGGGUUAAUCCUGGUGGUAAUCUUGAUUGUUACAACCAAAGGUCCUUUGGUAACGGCCUCCUCGACGCUGCUAUAUAAUGAGCAUUAAUAUGCAGCUUUAAUUACCGUGAUUGAUGAAUGCUUCUAUCAAAAAUAAAACUAUAUAUUACUAUAUGCAGCUUUGUAUCCAAACAAUAACAUCAGCUAAUAAAACUCUGUCCAUGAA
This is a messenger RNA of Arabidopsis arenosa, 1113 nucleotides long. Lineage: Eukaryota; Viridiplantae; Streptophyta; Magnoliopsida; Brassicales; Brassicaceae. The record is from the annotation of a GenBank genome assembly.